CUUUUCAUAACCAUAAUUAGUCACGGCCAAAAUGGUGCCACCACUUAUCUUCCUUCUAUUUCUUACUCUUCCUCUGUCCUUAUUUUUCUUCUUCUUUCAAAAACAAAGAACACUUGUUAACAAGAACAAAGCCUUUCCACCAGGUCCUAGAGGCCUUCCAAUAAUUGGAAAUCUUCACCAAUUAAAUAAUUCUUCCCUUUAUCUUCAACUAUUUGAACUCUCAAAGAAAUAUGGCCCUAUAUUCUCCCUUCAGUUAGGUCUAAGGCCAGUAAUUGUUAUUUCAUCCCCUAAGUUGGCCAAGGAAGCAUUGAAAAACCAUGAUCGUGAAUUUGCUGGAAGACCAAACUUGAUUGCUCAACAAAAACUUUCCUAUAAUGGAUUGGAGAUGUUCUUUUCCCAAAACAAUGAUUAUUGGAGAGAGAUUAGAAAGUUAUGUGUUUCUCAUCUCCUUAGUGCUAAGCGUGUCUCAAGCUUUUCCUCAAUAAGAGAGUUUGAGGUCAGGCAAUUGAUCAAGAAAAUAUCAAGCCAUGCUUCAUCAGAAAAGGUGACAAAUUUGAAUGAGGUAUUAAUGGCUCUAACAAGCACUAUUAUAUGUAGGAUUGCCUUUGGGAGAAGGUAUGAAGAUGAAGGAGUUGAAAGGAGUAAGUUCCAUAGUUUGUUCAAUGAGUUCCAAGCCAUGUUGAUUACUCUCUUUGUUUCGGAUUAUAUACCUUUCUUGGGUUGGAUUGAUAGACUCAAAGGACUUCAUGCCCGUCUUGAUAGAAUUUUCAAGGAGUUGGAUGAGUUCUGCCAAGAAGUUAUUGAUGAACACAUGAAUCCUAAUAAAGACAUUUCAGAGGGAGAAGACAUUAUUGAUGUCUUGCUUCAAUUGAAGAAACAACAUUCAUUUUCCUUUGAUCUCACUUAUGAUCACAUCAAAGCAGUAUUAUCGGAUAUAAUUGUAGCAGCAACUGAUACAACUGCAGCCACAGCAGUUUGGGCUAUGACAGCACUAAUAAAAAAUCCAAGAGUAAUGAAGAAAGUUCAAGAAGAAAUUAAAAACUUUGGAGGUCAAAAAUAUUUCUUAAAAGAAGAAGAUAUUCAAAAGUGUAUCUAUUUUAAAGCUGUGAUGAAAGAAACAUUAAGAUUAUACCUACCAGGACCAUUACUUAUGCCAAAAGAAACAACUGAAAAGUGCACUAUAGAUGGCUACGAAAUUCCAGCUAAGACUAUAGUUUAUAUAAAUGCAUGGACUAUUCAUAGAGACUCUGAAGCAUGGGAAAAUCCAGAAGAGUUUUAUCCUGAGAGAUUCUUGGGAAGUUCAAUUGAUUUUAAGGGUCAAGAUUUUGAGCUAAUUCCAUUUGGUGCGGGUCGUAGAAUUUGCCCAGGUAUGCAUAUGGCACUUGUAGCACUUGACCUUAUCCUUGCUAAUCUUCUUUAUUCCUUUGAUUGGGAACUUCCCGAAGGGGUCAACAAUGAAGAUGUUGAUGUUGAAGCUUUGCCAGGGUUGGCUCAACAUAAGAAGAAUCCUCUUUACCUUAUUGCCAAAACUAAGAAGGAAUAAUGGUAUCUCACUACAUCACCAGUUCAAUUUUGGAGGCUUUUGCGGCCGUUUAUAACCGUCAUUAAAUUAUUUAGUGGCGCUAGGUGUAACACCGCCAUUUGAAAUGCAGCAAAACGGGUUUGAGGCAAUUUCUAGCAAUAACCGCCAUUUAGAGUUUAAUUUGUUUGCACUAGUAACCUUAUUCGAUUAAAGAGAUUAUUAUUACACUUAUGUCAUUUUCUUUUUCUUUUUCAUUUUUAUUUGAAAGGAGUUUUAU
Arachis ipaensis is the source of this 1799-nucleotide messenger RNA. Its product is annotated as cytochrome P450 83B1-like. The record is from RefSeq and is a predicted model, not a curated record. Lineage: Eukaryota; Viridiplantae; Streptophyta; Magnoliopsida; Fabales; Fabaceae. Gene Ontology annotation, molecular function: heme binding; monooxygenase activity; iron ion binding.